AUGGUGCAGAACAACGAUGUCGAUGGAGCUUUCGGACUUCUCAAUAGACUAAUGGAUUCAGAAGGCAUGCUGAAAAUCAUCCGUCGCACGCAAUUUUACCAAAAACCGUAUAUGCAAAGGAAGGCGUUGUCAAUGGAAGCAUCUACGGCAAUUUUCAAUGAAGACAUGAACAGAAAAAUGAAAUUCCUUGUACGAAAGAAUCGUCCAGAUAAGCAUCCGGGUCAAGUGACAUCUUAA
Molecule: messenger RNA, 237 nt
Organism: Caenorhabditis briggsae
Lineage: Eukaryota; Metazoa; Nematoda; Chromadorea; Rhabditida; Rhabditidae
Gene: Cbr-mrps-21
Product: Protein CBR-MRPS-21
Exons: 2
Coding region: 1-237 (78 amino acids)
Biological process (GO): translation
Cellular component (GO): ribosome
Molecular function (GO): structural constituent of ribosome
Source: RefSeq, a predicted model, not a curated record